Lottia gigantea (owl limpet) is the source of this 1068-nucleotide messenger RNA. RefSeq lists its product as hypothetical. The transcript has 8 exons. The record is from RefSeq and is a predicted model, not a curated record. NCBI's taxonomy places the organism in Eukaryota, Metazoa, Mollusca, Gastropoda, Lottiidae. The coding region runs from base 1 to 1068 and encodes 355 amino acids. Gene Ontology annotation, molecular function: calcium ion binding.
AUGAUUGAAAAAUAUCUGAAGAAUAAUUUCAAAGAUGACUCGGGGACAAUCAGAGAGGUUUUUCAAGCGUUUGACAAGAAUGGUGAUGGUUAUAUAGACCAUAAAGAGUUUGAGACAUUAUUACAUGAUGUCUUUACACAUGCCAAAUAUAAUGGCACUCAAUCUUCAAUGUCCAAUAACCUGGUUGAUUCCUUACUGAAAGUCUUUGAUGAAGAUAAGGAUGGAAAAAUUAAUUUUGGAGAAUUUUCAAAAUUAUGGAAAUAUUGGUUGAAACAGAUAUUAAAGCCAGUGACAGCUCUGAUAAUAGUGGAUGUCCAGAAUGAUUUUAUCAAUGGCAGUCUGGCUCUGAAACAUUGUCCUGCAGGCCAGGAUGGUGACUGUGUUAUUUCACCUAUUAAUAACAUGUUAACAGAGGUUCCCUUCGAUGUAGUGAUAUAUUCUAUUGACUGGCAUCCUUCAAAUCAUAUUUCUUUCCAUGAUAACAGGACAUUACGACCUUUUCACCUUGAAUCUCAGGAAUGUAAAGAAGAUGUAGACCUGUUUGAUACAGUGAUAUUUGAUGGUCCACCACAAACGAAACAAGUGUUAUGGCCCCGACAUUGUGUCCAAGAAUCUCAUGGUGCUCAGCUUCAUCCUGAUUUAAAGAUAUUAGAGAAAGGAUAUCAGGUAUAUAAAGGAACUAAUCCAGAAAUAGAUAGUUAUUCAGCUUUCUGGGACAAUAACAAGCUUUCACAGACUGAACUGUGUGAUAUACUGGUAAAACAUAGUGUCACUGAUGUCUAUGUUUGUGGUUUGGCUUAUGAUAUUUGUGUAGGUUAUACAGCAACACAUUCUACAGAGCAUGGUUUUAGAACUACUCUAAUAGACAAUGCCAGUAAAGGUGUUUCAAUGGAUGGUAUCAAUCAGAUGAAACAAAGUUUAAUUAAGAAAGGUGUAGUUAUAGCAGACUCUUAUCAAGUAAAAGAUAUGGUACUUGGAACAGAUCGAGCUUUACAUCAUGGGAUUAAAGCUGCAGCUAAUUUCUACCUAGCUAGAAAAAUGUAUGAAGCGAAACUACUUAAUUCUUAG